CGUAGGUUUUAUUCUAAAUACUUUCAGAGAGAAAUUUGGAAAAUGGACAAACCUAAAACAGCUCCGGUGAUUCAUGAUAGACCCAAGAUGCCUCGAGCAACAUGGGAAGCGCUGAGAAAUCAUAUUAUUACAGAGAGAAAGAGGAAACAGGAGGAAGAAGAGAAAACGGAAGAAUACGAAAGAUUGAAAAAGGAACGCGAGUACAGAAAGAAACAGGAAGCGACAAGCCUUGAGCAAACUAAAGAUCAGAUUUCUGAACUUGAGCGAAAACUGACUCAGCUGAAGGAUGAAAAACAUCAGCUCUUUCUCACGUUGAAGAAAGUGUUGAACGAGGAUGAGACUCGGCGACGAAAGGAGUCUGAUGAAAUGAACAUACUAUAUGGCGUAUCUACAAAUCCGCCAAUUAUGCCCUUAACCGGUCAUACCCCCCAUAACCAGCACAUUUACAUGAAUCCACAAUCCCGACAACCCAGUCAUUAUAUGAAACCACACCUGCCCGGUUUACCCGCCGGGGUUACGCAAAUUAAACGGCAGAGAAGUCCAUCUCCGCCACGCGCUCCCCUGCCGAAUGUAAACUCUGCCUAUUACCGGUCGGCGCCGAUGCUGGGGCGCAUUCCUGUCAGCUCUGUUUACGGUCAUCCUUCGGCGUCAUCGACCGGCGCUCCGACCUACGCGCUGAGUACUUCCAGCGGUGCGUAUCCGUUUGCUGUGACUCAGGGUAGCCGAGAAGAAGAUAGAAAACAGGUUUAUCUAUCCCAGCCGGGCCGAUAUAUUCAACAGCUUGACCCUGCCGGUCAAAAGCUUUCCUUUCCGUCGGACCGGGCAAGGAUUGGUCUAGCGCCGGUUUCCCAUGCCCAGGCCGUGGCAUUAAGCGCCAGUCGACCUUCAGGUUCUAUCAGUUCGGGAUUCCCACUGCGUAGUUCGGCGGCCAAUCUUGCGUCAGUGGCGAGUUCAAUGAUCAGCACCGCCCCGUCUAGGCUUGUUUAUACGCAGGCAGCAGCUCUAGCUGCUUCCCAACAACAGCAGCAGCAACAAGCGUCAUCUAGAUAUUAUCCUGGAGUUAGAGAAAACUGAUUAAUUAUAAUUACAUUAACACGUUUAACUCUCAACAUUAAAUACAAAUAUUUUAUUAAAAUUCUGAAAAUCUUUAAUGAUGAAGAAACUUAUUCGUCUUCAAACUUUUAUUUAAAAACAAAACAAUUUACAAAAAAAUCAAAAAUCACCCUUUCAUAUGUUGUUUUUGAGAGUUCAAUGUCAACAUGUUAAAUGUACAAAUAGUAAUUUAUAUGUUAUACUUUAAAAUGAUUCAAAUUCUUUAAAAUUGUUAAUUCCUACACAAUUUAAACAUUUCAAUUAUUAUUUGUCAAAUUUAUUCAGCUUAAUUGUGGAGGGAUUUUAAAAUUCUUCACACAUAUAUAUCAAACAAAUAUACGUUACGACAUUAAAAACGUAAAUAAUGACCAAUUAUUUAAUAUAGUUUAAACGUCUCACAAACAUGCUUGUAACUUUGUUCUAAAACUAAAUAUGUUUCUCUACAUAUUUCAGA
Molecule: messenger RNA, 1546 nt
Organism: Eurytemora carolleeae
Lineage: Eukaryota; Metazoa; Arthropoda; Copepoda; Calanoida; Temoridae
Product: G protein pathway suppressor 2-like
Exons: 1
Coding region: 43-1074 (343 amino acids)
Biological process (GO): regulation of transcription by RNA polymerase II
Cellular component (GO): transcription regulator complex
Molecular function (GO): transcription coregulator activity
Source: RefSeq, a predicted model, not a curated record